Molecule: messenger RNA, 14114 nt
Organism: Paralichthys olivaceus (Japanese flounder)
Lineage: Eukaryota; Metazoa; Chordata; Actinopteri; Pleuronectiformes; Paralichthyidae
Source: RefSeq, a predicted model, not a curated record
AUGUCCGACGACGAGAGCGCGCCCAGUUUCCUCGAAGACGUCAGGGUGAAGUUUGUGGAGGAGAAAGUUUGUGUUGUCCUGCGGCUGCAGCGUCACACAUGGCAGAAGACAGCUGUCAACGAAGACUUUCAGACUCUGCUCGCACACUUCUUCGAAAAGGAGCCUGUUAUAUUUUUCUCCUCGGCGAAAAAAGGUGGCCUGGUUGCUUCUAAAGAGGCCCUGUCUGAUGGCCAGAACAAGAAGAUCUAUUUCCUGAAGAAGAGAUGUGACCCUGUCAGCUGUGAGAACUACAGGGAGCUCCUGCUGUUCGGCCUCCUGUCUCCAUCUCCACUUCUGCAGCUGUCAACCAUAGUCGAGCAGGUAUGCGUCCCUCUGCUGUCAAACAAAAAUAACCAUCAGAAGUGGCCAAAGGUGAUGUCUGAAGAUAUCAUUCGACAUGUGGAGAGCAUGUGCAGCACGAUAUCAGUUGUACGAGGACAGGUCUUAGGGAAAACCGUCCUCCCUGUCCCAACCGCAAAAGACUGGAUGGAAGAUUCAAACAGAACCAUCAAAAUGUUUACCUAUGACCGGGCAGUGGCCCACACCUUAGAGACCCAUGUCAUCAACUGGAGCAAUCUAAUCCAGAAAAUUUUAAAGGAGGAUUCAUCAGAUCUACUCAGGACAGGCAGUAAUCCAGGGCCCAGUGCAGAGCUGAAGUUUUGGGCAUCCAGGGAGAGCAAUGUACAGAAUAUCUAUCAUCAGCUUCAGAGCCCCAUUGUUCAAAAGAUGGCAAAGGUGUUAGAGAUGAUGGACAGCAGCUAUCAUCCAGCAAUCAACAUUCUAGUUGGAAAUGUAUCUGAUGCUCUACGAGAAGCACAGGACAUUAACCUCUAUAUCCAGCCACUACAUGCACAUCUCUCUCAGCUGGAAAAGGAAGGAUUUCCUCACCUGAAAAAAUCCAUCCCUGCACUGUUUCACACACUUUUUCUGAUCUGGACCAACUGCCAGUCUUAUCAAAGGCCGAAACGCAUUGUGGUGUUGCUGCAGGAACUCUGCAAUCUACUUAUUGAACUGGCGUCCACAUACCUCUCAGCAGAUCUGCUACUCAGAGAGGACCCAUUGGAAAGCCUGCAGAUGGUAAAGAGAGUAAUAUUAGUCUUCAGGUGUUUCAGAGACAGUUACCAGACCCAGAGGGAGAGGUUGACCAACCAUGUCAAACAUGCACCCUGGGAUUUCCCAUCUGCCAUGAUUUUUGCACGUUUCAACCAGUUCCUUGAUCGUAUGCUACAGCUGGAGGGCUUGUUUGAAAUCACGCUGGACUUUCAGAGGAUGGAAAAGCUGGAAUUUGGUGGACUUCAGGGAAAACUCUACAGUGAGCAGGUCGCUCAGAUGUAUAAAGACUUCUGUAAUCGCUGCCAAAUGUUGAAGCACAGUGAAAACAGCCCAUUCGACUUAAACUCUCAGGGUUUUGAACACGAGUACAAGGAUUUCAAAGAGUGGAUAGUGAACUUUGAAUGCCACCUUGCCAGCCUUCUAUGUUUGGCUUUUAAGGAUUGUUCGGGACUGGAAUCAGCCUCCAAACUCCUGACUGUUAUUGGACCAUUUCUGGUGAGAAAACAAGUUAGACAGAUAUUCAGCCCUAACUUCCUCGUGCUGCAGCAAUAUUUCAGAGAAGAGCUGGAGAAAUGUAAAUGGCUUUUUAAAUCCCAGAUCAAUCAGGUAGAAAGUGGUCUGACCAAGAACAUGACUCACACAUCCGAAGCUUUGAAGUGGGCCAAAAUGCUCAGAGAACGUAUUCAAACACCAUGGGAAAAAAUCAGAUCGCUAUUUGAUAUGUUAAUGGUGAGCGUGGAGAUGGUGAACGAGAACAACAUGUACAUGGAGAUGUUGCGUCUCCUGGACCAUUAUGAGGAGGGCCUCUACUCUGACUGGUGUGAUGGUUUGGAACAGACCUGCUUGAUGAACCUGAACCAGCCCCUUCUCUCCAGAAAUGCCUCAUCUGGCCUGGUCUCAGUCAACUUCAAUCCAAAGCUGACUGAAGUCUUGAAAGAUGUGAAAUAUAUUCAGAGUCUCAGUAAGAUCCAAAUCCCUGCAGCUGCAACGACUGUUUUUGAUAAGCGUGACAUGUUAACAAAGUAUGUGAGCAGUCUGCAGCUGUUAGUACAAUGGUACAACAACCUCAAGCAGACUGUGCUAGAGGUCGAGCUUCCCCUAGUUCGUGCUGAGCUGGAAUCCGUAGACCUGCAGCUGACAAGAGCGGAGAGUGACCUGACGUGGCAGGACCUGGACUGCGGGAGCUUCAUCAGCACGACCAAAGACCUGGUCCAAGACCUUGUAUGUCGAGUCAGCAGAGCAAAGGAGAACUGUGAAGCCAUUCAGUCACUGAUGAAAGGAUGGGGUAAACAAGCCAUGUUUCACAGGAAAGACAACAAGAGAGGUUCACUCAUACAGUUGGAGGAUAGAGGAGAGUGGGUCAACAGAAAGUACAGCGGCAUGAAGAAGGAUGGAGAUUCAAUCCACAUGCUGGUGCAGGAAAAUAUGGUUCUUUUCCAUGCUGACCCUGCUUCAGAAGUGUGGCAGUCGUACCUGGAGUACGUGGAUGAGAUGGUGGUUGAGGGGCUCUUCAGCUACAUCAGCCUCUCUCUUCAGUUCUUUGUGGACAACAUGGAGUCGUGGCCAAAACUGGCGCCUCUGUUCGCGUCUCAGUUGAUGCUGAGUGGCUCAGAAUUGGUCUUCCUCCCCUCACUGGAGCGAGAUGCAGGGGACGGCCUCUAUGAGCUGAUAGAGGGACUGGUAGGAGACAUAUUCAAGACAUCCGUGAAUAUCAAUAGAGUGGCUGCUCAUCUGAGCACGGAGACCUACCAGGAUGUAAUGGAUGACAUGCUAGAUUUGUUGCACCUGAGGCAUGAAAUAAUGGAGCGAGUGGAGAGCGUCCUGAAGAAAGCAAUGAAUUACCAGCGAAAGUUUGACUGCUACACUCAUCUGUGGCAAGAUGACAGGGCUGAGUUUCUCAGCCAGUUUCUCCUGUAUGGACGUGCACUCACAGCUGAGGAGCUGGAGGCUCACAGAGCAGAAGUACUCCCAGAGCGUCCGCCUACGAUUGAUAACUUCAAAGAGCAGAUAGAUUAUUUUGAGGAUCUCUAUACUGAAAUUUCCAAGCUGGAAGAUUUCAGAGUUUUCAACGGAUGGUUUAGGGUGGACAUCAAGUUUUUCAAAGUCAGCCUCCUUAACAUUGUGAUGAAGUGGAGCUGGCUUUUCAAAGAGCACCUCCUGACAUUUGUGACAAACAGUCUCGAUGAGCUGCAGAUGUUUGUCCGAGCCACCGUUGAAGGGCUGAACCAUCCUGUAGCUGAAGGAGACCAGCAUAACUUGACAGAAGUUAUGAGUCACCUGCUGGCUGUGAGAGACAGACAAACAGCCACAGACAAGAUGUUUGAGCCUCUUAGAGACACGAUAAUCCUCCUGGAACGAUACGGAGUGACCAUACCAGACCAGGUCUUCUCUCAGAUGGAGGAACUCCCUGAGAAAUGGUGUUCAGCUAAAAAACUGGCCUUAAAAGUGAGACAUGAAGUGGCACCCAUGCAGAAUACAGAGGUGAUGGUGUUACGGAGACGAUGCAUGGCGUUCGAGGUCAAACAAACCAAAUUCCGGGAGAUGUUCGGAGCAACUGCACCCUUCACUUACAAUGCACUGCAUCCCUACAUCAGUCUGGAGAAAUCAGAAAAAGCAAUUCAAAACAUGGAGAAAGAAGUAGCUGAACUUCAGGAGUCCACAAAUCUGUUUGAUGUUACUAUUCCUGAGUACAGAGACAUCAAGCUCUGCAGAAAAGAGAUCACCAUCCUCAAAGAACUGUGGGACAUUGUUGUAUUCGUGCAGAGCAGUGUGAAAAACUGGACAAUGACCAAAUGGAGGCAGAUAAACGUGGACCAGAUGGAUGCAGAAUUGGGGAGGUUUGCCAAGGACAUGCGGAAGCUUGACAAGGAGGCUCGUGUGUGGGAUGUGUAUUCCGGGUUGGACCUUUAUGUAAAGAACCUGUUGACAUCACUACGGGCCGUGAGUCAUCUUCAGAACCUGGCAAUACGAGAGCGCCACUGGGCGCAGCUUGUUAGAACCACACAGAUGGACAUCACUGUUACUGACACUACCACCUUGGACGACCUCUUGGCCCUGAAGCUCCAUUUGUUCGAAGAUGAAGUUCGCAACAUAGUGGAUAAGGCGGUCAAAGAAAUGACCACAGAGAAGGUUGUAACAGAAAUUAGUGAAACCUGGGCAUCAAUGGAGCUUUCAUAUGAAGACCAUUACCAGACCUCUGUGCCUCUUCUUAAAUGUGAUGAGGAUCUUAUUGAAGCUCUUGAGGAUCAUCAGGUUCAGCUCCAGGGCAUCUCGCAGAGCAAACACAUAAAUCACUUCCUGAUCCAGGUGCUGGAACUACAGAAGCAGCUCUCUGUGGCUGACUCGGUGCUGAUGGUCUGGAUGGAGGUGCAAAGGACAUGGGCCUACCUGGAAAGCAUCUUUAAAGGCUGUGAUGAUAUCUGCCAACAGCUGCCUGCAGACGCACACAGGUUCCAAGCUAUAGACGGAGAAUUCAAAGAACUAAUGUUGGACAGUGCCAAGACCAAAAAUGUCAUAGAGGCCACCAACAAACCUCAUCUAUUUGAGAAGUUAGAAGAUCUACAAAAAAGGCUGGCUCUGUGUGAAAAAGCUCUUGCUGAAUACCUGGAGACAAAGAGACUUGCGUUUCCACGAUUCUACUUUAUUUCAUCUGCAGAUUUGUUGGACAUCCUUUCUAAAGGGAGUCGCCCCAAACAGGUAACCAUCCACCUCUCAAAACUGUUUGACAACUUGUCAGAUCUCGAGUUUGCAGAAAAUGAUCGGGUGGACAAUCCUAAACUUGCGGUGGGCAUGUACAGCAAAGAGAGGGAACAUGUCCCGUUCCAGACUGAAUGUUGCUGUUAUGGCCCAGUGGAGGCAUGGCUGGCGUGUCUUGAAGAGUCUAUGAAGGAGUGUGUCAGGGGUCACUUAUCUGAGGCUGUGUCCACGUACGAGGACAAGCUCAGAGACCAGUGGAUUCUUGACUUCCCCGCCCAAGUGGCUCUGACUGGAUCUCAGAUCUGGUGGAGCAAUGAUAUGGAGCUUGUAUUUAAAAGACUGGAGGAAGGUUUUGAAUCUGCACUAAAAGACUGCAACAAGAAGCAGAUUUCUCAACUCAACUCAUUGAUCAGCAUGCUACUGGGAGAGCUGAGCCCGGGCGACAGACAGAAGAUCAUGACUAUAUGCACGAUUGACGUCCAUGCUAGAGACGUUGUUACAAGCCUCAUUGCCCAAAAGGUCACCACCUCACAAGCCUUCCAGUGGCUCUCCCAGCUCCGACAUUGCUGGAAUGAGCAGCAGUGCCACUGCUAUGUUAACAUCUGUGAUGCUCAGUUCCUUUACUCUUAUGAGUACCUGGGAAAUACUCCACGUCUAGUCAUCACCCCCCUCACAGACCGCUGCUACAUUACAUUGACUCAGUCACUCCACUUGACUAUGAGUGGAGCCCCAGCAGGUCCUGCUGGAACCGGGAAGACUGAGACCACUAAGGAUCUUGGGAGAGCCAUGGGCAUCAUGGUGUACAUCUUCAACUGUUCUGAACAGAUGGACUAUAAGUCAAUCGGAAAUAUCUACAAGGGUCUGGCUCAGACUGGAGCAUGGGGCUGCUUUGAUGAGUUCAAUCGUAUCGCUGUGGAUGUUCUGUCAGUUGUAGCAGUGCAAGUCAAAACAAUACAGGACGCUGUUCGCUCUAAAAAGAAAAGGUUCUUUUUCCUUGACAAGGAAAUUGUCUUAAAUCCCUCUGUGGGGAUUUUUAUCACGAUGAACCCUGGGUAUGCAGGAAGGACAGAGCUACCUGAGAACCUCAAGGCUCUUUUCAGACCCUGUGCCAUGGUGGUGCCUGACACUGAGCUUAUUUGUGAGAUAAUGUUGGUGGCAGAGGGCUUCCGAGGUGCUAAGCUUCUAGCCAGGAAGUUUAUCAGCCUGUAUACUCUCUGUAAAGAGCUGCUCUCCAAGCAGGACCACUAUGAUUGGGGUUUGCGUGCCGUCAAGUCUGUUCUGCUUGUGGCAGGGACACUGAGAAGAAGAGACAAGACAAGACCAGAGGAUCAGGUGCUGAUGCGUGCUCUGAGGGACUUCAACAUGCCGAAAAUUGUGACGGAGGACGUGACCAUCUUCUUGGGACUGCUGGGAGACCUGUUCCCAGGCCUAGAGGUGGAGAGAGAGAGGAGCUGUGAAUUUGAAAAGGCAAUCCGGAAGACCACACUGGAGCUCCGACUUCAGCCUGAGGAGACAUUCAUCCUUAAGGUGGUGCAGUUGGAGGAACUCAUGUCCGUGCGUCAUUCCGUCUUUGUUGUUGGAAAUGCAGGAACUGGGAAAAGCCAGAUAUUGAGAGUUCUCCAUAAAACCUAUGUAAACUUGAAGAGGAGGCCUGUUUGGAAUGACCUCAAUCCGAAGGCAGUAGACAGAGAUGAAUUGUUUGGCUUCAUCCAUCCUGCAACUCGAGAGUGGAAAGAUGGUUUGCUUUCAUCACUGAUGCGAGAGCAGGCAAACAUCUCCCACCGAGGGCCUAAGUGGAUUGUGUUGGAUGGAGACAUUGAUCCGAUGUGGAUUGAAUCACUCAACACGGUGAUGGAUGACAACAAGGUCCUGACUCUGGCCAGUAAUGAACGUGUGCCACUUACCACGUCCAUGAGACUGGUGUUUGAGAUCAGUCACCUAAGAACAGCCACUCCUGCCACCGUGUCCAGAGCAGGAAUCCUUUAUGUGAACCAGCAGGACCUGGGCUGGAAUCCGUAUGUUGCCAGCUGGAUUGACCAACGUGAACGGCAGACAGAAAGGGCUCACCUCACCAUACUCUUUGAAAAAUAUGUUCCUCGUUGUCUAGAAAAAAUGAGAAACACCUUUAAGACCAUCACUCCCAUCCCAGAGAACUCGAUGGUGCAGACACUCUGCGCUUUGCUUGACUGCCUUCUAACACCAGGAAAUAUUCCAUCAGACUCUCCACGUGAGCUCUAUGAGACCUACUUCACCUUUGCCUGCAUCUGGGCUUUUGGUGGGGCCAUGUAUCAAGAUCAGCUCUGUGAUUAUCGGGUCGAGUUCAGUCAGUGGUGGACCAAAGAAAUGAAGACGGUGAAGCUGCCGGCACAAGGGACGGUGUUUGACUACUACCUUGACCCUCUAACCAGACGCUUCCUACCCUGGACUGAUACUGUACCGCCGUUUGAAAUGGAAACUUGUACGCCAUUACAGGCUGUUCUGGUACACACAGCAGAGACUGUGCGACUCCGCUACUUCAUGAACUUGUUGCUGGAGAGGAGACAGCCGCUGAUGCUUGUGGGGAAUGCAGGAGUGGGGAAGACUGCAGUUGUCAGGAACAAGUUAGACUGUCUGCCCGAGAAUUACAUGACCACAAAUGUACCUUUCAACUACUACACAACUUCCCUCAUGCUGCAGGGGAUCUUGGAGCAACCGUUAGAGAAAAGAGCAGGUAGACGUUACUCCCCCGUAGGCAACAGAAGGCUGAUAUAUUUUAUAGAUGACAUGAACAUGCCAGCUGUUGACAGUUAUGGAACAGUGCAGCCUCAUACACUUAUACGACAACAUCUGGAUUAUGGGCACUGGUAUGACAGACAAAAACUGACCCUAAAAGAAAUACACAACACCCAGUAUGUUGCCUGUAUGAAUCCAACCGCUGGGAGCUUCAAAAUCAACCCCAGACUACAGAGACAUUUCUCAGUGUUUGCAGUGAACUUCCCUUCAGCUGAAACUCAGAUGUCGAUCUUCAGUCAGAUCCUCUGCAGCCACCUGAACCAGCAGCUUUUCAAUCCGCUGGUUCAGAAGACCGCCCCGACUGUGGUCCAAGCUGCCAUAACUCUUCAUCACAGGAUGGUUCACGGCUUUCUGCCCACAGCAAUCAAAUUUCACUACACAUUUAAUCUACGAGAUUUGUCCAAUGUCUUUCAGGGAAUUCUCUUCGCUGGACCUGAAUGUGUGAAGGACAGCACUGACCUGGCUCUGCUGUGGCUUCACGAGUCCUGCAGGGUGUACUCGGACAGACUCGUAGAUGACAGGGACCUGCGGCUCUUCAGGAAGCUCCAGAUGGAGACUGUGCAUGAAUACUUUGAGGGACUGGACGUCAAGAAGGUGACAAAGGAGCCUCUCCUGUAUUGCCACUUUCAUCAGAAGAGUGAAGAACCCUCGUAUGCUCCUGUUACAGACUGGUCUGUGCUCAGGACCGUCCUCACUGAUGCACUGGAGAACUACAAUGAGCUUAAUGCAGCAAUGAAUCUGGUGCUGUUUGAAGAUGCAAUACAACAUGUCUGUCGCAUCAGUCGCAUCCUGGAGUCUCCAAGGGGUCACGGCUUACUGGUCGGGGUCGGGGGCAGUGGGAAGCAGAGCUUGACUCGUCUGGCUGCCUACAUGUCCUCUGUGGACGUCUUCCAAAUCACUCUCAGUAAAGGUUAUAGCAUCCAGCACCUCAAGAUGGAUCUGGCAAGUUUGUUCCUGAAGACCGGAGUGAAGAACCAGCGUGUGGCUUUGCUCCUGACUGAUGCACAGAUUCCUGAUGAGCGGUUCCUGGUCAUCAUUAAUGACUUACUGGCAUCAGGAGAAAUCCCCGAGCUCUUCAGCGAGGAGGAGAUUGAAAGUAUUGUGUUGGGUGUGAGAGCGGAAGUCCGAGCCCUUGGAGUGCUGGACAACAGAGAGAACUGCUGGAGGUUCUUUACUGAUCGAGUCCGACUACAGCUCAAGGUGGUAUUGUGUUUGUCUCCCGUCGGCAAUGUCCUUCGCGUUAGAGCCCGUCGAUUCCCGGCCCUCGUCCAAUGCACCACCAUCGACUGGUUCCACCCUUGGACCACUGAUGCUCUGCAGUCGGUCAGCCACAGGUUCAUCCAAGAGAUCGAAGGCAUUGAGCCUGCCGUCCAGGAAUCCAUCAGUCUUUUCAUGGCCUACGUUCACACUAGUGUCAACCAGGCAAGUGAAAAAUACCAGCGCAAUGAGAAGAGGUACAAUUACACCACCCCCAAGAGUUUUCUCCAGCAAAUCACCCUGUACAGAAACCUUCUGGAGAAGAGCCGUGCUCAGCUCCAGCACAAGAUGAACCGGCUUGACAGCGGCCUUCAAAAACUCCAAACCACUGCUGCUCAGGUUGAGGAUCUUCAAGCAAAACUGGCGUCACAAGAAGCCGAAUUGACCUUAAAGAACCAGAAUAUUGAAGCUCUAAUUACAAAGAUCGGACUGCAAACUGAGAGGGUUAGAAACAAAAGAGAGGCUGCAGAUGUCGAGGCACAGAAGGUUGCUGUAAUCCAAGCAGAAGUAUCAGUCAAACAGAAAGAUUGUGAAAACGACCUCGCCAAAGCAGAGCCGUCACUGACGGCAGCCACAGCAGCACUGGACACCCUCAACAAGAUGAAUAUCACUGAGCUGAAGGCCUUUCCAAACCCUUCAGGGGCAGUGAUCAAUGUGGCAGCAGCUGUGAUGGUGCUGCUGGCCCCCCGCGGUCGAGUGCCUAAGGAUCGGAGCUGGAAGGCGGCGCGGGCCUUCAUGGGCAAGGUGGAUGAUUUCCUACAGGCCUUAGUGUCAUAUGACAAGGAGCACAUCCCUGAGUCCUGUUUGACUGUGGUGAAACAAGAGUAUCUGAGAAAACCUGAAUUUAACCCUGAUCUAGUUCGGACCAAAUCCACAGCUGCAGCUGGUCUCUGUGCCUGGACUAUUAACAUUGUCAAAUACUAUGAGAUUUAUUGCGAGGUCAUUCCAAAGAGACAUGCAUUAUCACAAGCUAAUGCAGAGCUAGAAACAGCAACAACCAAACUGUUGUCGGUUCAAAAGAAACUGGCAGAUCUUGAUGCCAACGUCCAGAGCCUAACAGCACAGUUUGAAAGGGCUACAGCUGAGAAAAUCAGUUGUCAGGAGGAGGUGGCGCGCACCAACCAGACCAUAGAGCUCGCCAAUCGACUAGUCAAGGGCUUAGAGUCAGAGAGGGAGCGAUGGUCCCAAGCAAUUGUUCAGUAUGAAAAGCAACAGAAAACCCUGUGUGGUGAUGUCCUGCUCACUUCAGCAUUCGUGUCUUACAUGGGAUAUUUUACCAGGCAGUAUCGUGUGGAGCUUCUGAACAAUUCAUGGAUCCCUUUCCUUCAGUCUCAAAAGGUCUCCGCACCCCUGACAGACGGCCUGGAUCCCAUCCUCAUGCUUACAGAUGAUGCCACCGUGGCUGCCUGGCAAAACCAGGGCCUGCCAAACGAUCGGAUGUCCACCGAGAACGCUGCCAUCCUGACCACCAGUGAGCGUUGGCCACUCAUCAUUGACCCACAGCAGCAGGGCAUCAAGUGGAUCAGAAAGCGGCUAGGGUCAGAGCUGAGGGUGGUGCAGCUAGGACAGAAGGGAUAUAUAGAUGUGAUAGAACAAGCCCUGACUUGUGGUGAAACAGUUCUGAUAGAGAAUCUACCAGAAAAGGUAGAUCCCAUCCUGGAGCCGCUGCUGGGCAGAAACACGAUCAAAAGAGGAAGGUACAUUCAAAUUGGGGGAAAGUUGUGUGAAUACAACAAUAACUUCCAGCUCAUACUGCACACCAAGUUGGCCAAUCCGCAUUUUCCACCUGAGCUCCAAGCCCAGACCACCCUCAUUAACUUCACAGUGACCCCUGUAGGCUUGGAGGAACAGCUGCUGGGACAGGUAGUGUCCCAGGAAAGGCCCGACCUGGAGGCCCUAAAGAUGGAGCUGACCACACAACAGAACCACUUCAAGAUUGAGCUGAAGAGGUUGGAGGACGACCUGUUGAGUCGCCUCUCUGCGGCCUGUGGUAAUUUCCUGGGCGAUAUUUCUCUCGUGGAGCAACUUGAGAACACCAAGACCACAGCCGCUCACAUUCAGUACAAGGUGGUGGAGGCCAGAGAGAACGAGACAAAGAUCAACGAGGCUCGAGAACUAUACCGCCCAGCAGCUGAGAGAGCGUCACUCCUCUUCUUCAUCAUCAGUGACCUCAGCAAGAUUAACCCCAUGUACCAGUAUUCUCUCAAGACCUUUAACUCGGUGUUUAACAAAGCGAUGGAGCGUGCAGAAUGGGACGAGGAUGUGAGGACCAGAGUGCACACCCUCACAGAGGCCAUCACCUAUUAUGUAUUCCUGUACACCUGCCAGGGCCUGUUUGAGAGAGACAAGUUAACCUUCUUGUCACACACCGCCUUCCAGAUUCUACUCAAACAGGACCUGAUUGAUGCUGAGGAAUUUGACUUCCUGCUGCGUUUUCCUGUGGAAGCGAGCAAACAUAGUCCCGUGUCCUUCCUCUCUCCACAUAGCUGGGGAGCCAUCAAGACAAUAUCUACGAUGGAGAACUUCAGUGGACUGGACAGAGACAUGGAGAGUUCACCGAAGCGCUGGAGGAAGGUUGUAGAAUCCAGUUGUCCUGAAAAGGAAAGACUUCCCCAGGACUGGAAGAACAAGAGCUUCCUGCAGAAGCUCAUUAUCCUCAGAGCGCUUCGCCCUGACAGGAUGACCUAUACUCUGAGGAACUUUGUGGAGGAGAACAUGGGAACAAAAUACGUGGAUGCUGCCCGAGUGGAAUUUGAAAAGUUGUUUGAGGAAAGUGGCCCUUCCACCCCCGUGUUCUUUAUCCUCUCACCUGGAGUGGAUCCACUGAAAGAUGUGGAGAAACUAGGUUUGAAGCUGGGGUUUUCCAUCGACCAGGGCACUUUGCACAAUGUGUCUCUGGGACAGGGGCAGGAAGAGGUGGCGGAGCGGGCUCUGAGGAACGCUUCUAAACUGGGCCACUGGGUCAUUCUGCAGAACGUACACCUCGUGGCUUGCUGGCUGCCCUCUCUAGAUUCUCUUCUGGAGACAGCAGCAGUCGACAGUCACCCCAACUACAGAGUUUUCAUCACCGGGGAACCAGCGUCAAGUCCUGAGAAGCACGUGAUCCCUAGAGGAAUACUGGAGAACUCCAUCAAAAUCACCAAUGAGCCACCCACCGGCAUGAACGCCAGUCUGCACGCGGCCCUAAACAACUUCAGUCAAGACACUUUGGAUCUGUGUUCCAGGGAACAGGAGUUCAACUCAAUGUUUUUCUCCCUCUGCUUUUUUCACGCUUGUGUCACAGAGCGCCGUAAAUUUGGUUCCCAAGGGUGGAACCAUAACUACCCAAUCAGCACAGGAGACCUCACCAUCUCAGCAAACAUCUUGUACAACUACUUAGAAGCCAACAGCAAAUCCAUGCAGGUGCCGUGGGAGGACUUGUGUUUCCUGUUUGGAGAGAUCAUGUAUGGAGGACACAUCACCGACGACUGGGACAGAAGACUGUGUAAAACCUACCUGAAAGAAUUCAUGCAUCCCAAAAUGUUCGAAGGGGAGCUCUUUCUGUGUCCUGGGUUCUUGGCCCCUCCGUUCACGGACUACAGUGGUUACCACAGUUACAUUGACGAGCAUCUUCCCUCUGAGAAUCCCACUCUGUACGGGCUCCAUCCAAACGCUGAGCUGGACUGCCUGACUGUCACCUCAGACAACCUCCUCAGGACUCUGCUGGAACUGCAGCCGCAGGACUCCUCCAGAGGAGAGGGGGCGGCUCAGAGCUCAGAGGAGAGGGUCAAGUCUGUCAUCGAAGACAUUCUGGAGAGGCUUCCAGAGGAGUACAAUAUGGGAGAGAUGCUCACAAAGGCGACAGAGCGAAGCCCCUAUGUUUUAGUGUGUCUCCAGGAGUGUGAAAGAAUGAAUCUCCUGCUCGCAGAAAUGAGGAAGUCCCUCAAUGAGCUGGAUCUUGGUCUGAAGGGAGACCUCACGAUCUCUUCCAGUAUGGAGACUCUGCAGUCGGCCCUGUUCAGUGAUUCUGUCCCAGGCUCUUGGGCUCGACUGGCUUAUCCCUCUACUAAAACACUUGCACAAUGGUUUGGUGAUUUGAUAAUCAGCUGCCAUGAGCUGGACAGCUGGACUCAGGACUUUGUUCUCCCGGCAGUUGUUUGGCUCCCAGGUCUCUUCAAUCCUCAGUCCUUUCUCACAGCUGUGCUGCAGAGCAUCGCACGGAAGAAUCAGUGGCCUCUGGAUAAGAUGACUCUGACUGUGGAUGUGACAAAAAAGACGAAAGACGACUUUGGACAUCCGCCGCGGGAGGGAGCCUACAUCCACGGACUGUUCAUGGAAGGAGCAUGCUGGGACACUCAGGAUGGCAUUAUCUCGGAGGCGGUUUUGAGGGAUCUGACCCCGGCCAUGCCAGUGCUGUACGUUAGAGCUGUGCCCGCGGAGGAGCAGGAACUCGAAGGUACUUACGAGUGUCCGGUGUACCGCACUAAGCAGCGCGGGUCCACGUAUGUGUGGACGCUCCACCUCCGAACCAAACAGCCUCCUGCGAAAUGGAUUGUUGCCGGCGUGGCUCUGCUGCUGUCUGUGUGAGACGUCAUGUGUGGCAGGCAGUGAGUCCCUCAGAGUUUCAUACAUACACAGUAUAUAAAACUGGAUUUAGACUCUGGGUGUAGAAAAUGAAGCCAAUGUGGAAUUGCGUGAAACCGAUGUUCACUUGAAUGACCAGCAGAGGGCGACUGCACUGGUCAGUUUCUAUCGAAGUCUGAGAAAAUAACCCGACUUCAAGCAUUGACCAAAGUGUCACAAUUGCCCCCUGGUGGCUGGCUAAAAUGUAUCAUCAACUCCUCCAUGUUAGUGGAUGGGACAUGGACCAAACGAAAAAGUCAAAGUACAUGUCUAAUACAUUAGAGAUAGUUCUUAUCCCACAUGUAUGAUAUUCAAGUGUUGUUUUUUCUGGUAGGUUUCAUUUGAAAUGAGUUAUUUGAUGCUAUGAAAAUGAGGUGAAAGGUCAUGACGGACAGCUGAGACUGACCCAGGAUUGGUCUUGGCAAGACCUUGCUGCUAUGACUCCCCCCCCGAUCACUACUGGAAGGUUCUGGCUUGACAUGCAGCGUUUGUAUCAGGGAUAUUUUGGCUUCAUUCUGGAUAGUGGGAGGAAGCAGAGACGCAUCGUCCAUCUUUAAAAUCCAAACUCAGUGUGAUUUUCUUCAGUAUUUACCAACAGUAUUCUGAUAUAAAGUUUUUUUAUAUAUAUUAAAAACAAGGAUGUUAUAAAAAUAGUCAUUUUUAAACAGAAUUGAAUUAUGUAUUAGAAAAAAGUU